This is a messenger RNA of Priapulus caudatus, 1165 nucleotides long. Its product is annotated as methyltransferase-like protein 13. The transcript is spliced from 3 exons. The coding region runs from base 278 to 823 and encodes 181 amino acids. Lineage: Eukaryota; Metazoa; Priapulida; Priapulimorpha; Priapulimorphida; Priapulidae. The record is from RefSeq and is a predicted model, not a curated record.
AAAGCUAAGGCAUAUCCAUUAGUGACCAAGUUGCCAAAAUAGGAGGCCAAGAGGGGCUCAAGUCCCCGAUAGGGGAUAGGAGUGCUAUGAAUAUGAGUACGAGUAUGAGCAUAUGCUAUGAGUGUGAGUUAUACGGCUGGGCAAAUAAGGUCGCCGACAAGAAGGGGGUGGUAAACUAUAUUACUGAGUGCGUGUGUGCGUUGUUAUAGAUUUUUUUGAUUUGCAAUGUUCUUAUUUGUAUAUUGCAGGUUGUGGCAAUAGUUCACUGAGCAGGGAGAUGUUCGACAAUGGAUUUAUACACAUUACCAAUGUGGAUUACUCAGACGUUGUGAUACAGAACAUGGCUUUAACACACGAGCAUUGCUGUUCAGAGAUGAAGUGGAAAGUUAUGGACAUCAGAGACAUGAGUGAGUUUCAGUCAUCCACUUUUGAUGUUGUCAUAGAAAAAGGCACAUUGGAUGCCAUGUUAGUAGAAGAAAAAGACCCAUGGCAUUUGUCUGAUGAUGGCAAAGCCUUGACUACUGAUAUACUAAGCGAGGUUGCCAGGGUGACGACACAGUGUGGAAAAUUCAUAUCCGUAACAUUCUCACAGCCACAUUUCCGCGUGCCUUUGCUGAUGAAAGUGCUUCACGGCUGGUCCGUGCAGCCCGAGACCUUUGGCAAUGCUUUUAGCUACUUCUUCUAUGUUGCAACAAAAGGAAGGAGCUUAGGCAAAAAGUUUCCGACGGUGUGUCCCCUACGAGCAGACGUUCGUGUGGAAGAAGCCAGAACGAGGCAUGCAUCUGCACCUAGGGAAGACUUUCUGCUUUCAUUAGAUUUGUAGUGGCGACACAUUGAUGUGCUAAAUCGAAAUGCUCUUGUGUGGUUUCUAAAUGGUGCUGAUGAGGAAAUUGUGUCAGGUGCAAAGGUAGAUGCUAUAUCUCACCAUGAACACGAGUAGGUACUCUCAACUGGAAUAUUUAUUUGCAUUAGAGCUAGAAUAUCAAAACAUUGUUCUCGGGCGAAAAUAUUUUGAGUAAGGGAUAAGAAAUUAUAUUAAACAGGAGCUUAUAUUUGUGAUAAGUUUAAUGAGUAAGAUAUGUUAAAUAUUAUGAAGAAAUAUUUUUGAUUAAUACUGCUGGACCAGUUUUGUAAUCUCGGCUGCAACAAUAAAGUGUUUAUAAUG